Messenger RNA from Spizellomyces punctatus DAOM BR117, 2083 nucleotides. RefSeq lists its product as uncharacterized. Bases 294 to 1973 code for a protein of 559 amino acids. Gene Ontology annotation, molecular function: protein xylosyltransferase activity. The transcript is spliced from 5 exons. NCBI's taxonomy places the organism in Eukaryota, Fungi, Chytridiomycota, Chytridiomycetes, Spizellomycetales, Spizellomycetaceae. Gene Ontology annotation, biological process: chondroitin sulfate proteoglycan biosynthetic process; heparan sulfate proteoglycan biosynthetic process. Gene Ontology annotation, cellular component: membrane. The record is from RefSeq and is a predicted model, not a curated record.
GUCAUUAUCAUUGAACGAUACCCAUCAAAAGGCUUCCACGCUCUCAUCUUUCCCCGCUGCUUGCUCGGGCUCUUUUGCCAACGCAUGGCUGUGGUGGUCCUUGGCCCAGUGCCCUCGCAUACCUUGAAGCUUUGCACAGUUCAAAAACGGGCAUGACGAAGGUGUUCGAUUUCAUUUAUCCCUUUAGGGACAUAUUAUCCUGAAUAAUAUGCAUUCCAGCCACGUAUUGGGUUAGAUCGGGACUGAUAACGCGCGCAGCAACUUGUUUACAUUGUUCUUGACGGCUCCGCACGAUGAAGAUACUGCCGGGAGGAAUGAACAUUUCCAUACCAGACACCCCCAUAAAGAUACUGAGAGCAAGGCAUCCUCUUUCUCGGUUGAUGGGUAGAAAAUGGAACCGGGGAAUUAUGGUCAUUUCCCUCGUGGCAGGGGUCGUCAUGCUCCUCAUGACCGGAGCGUCAUAUACAGAUGGCUGGGAAGUUGGGCCUUUCGGCGCAAAAGGAACCCGAACUGUUAAUACGUGCACAAGCCCGUCGGGGUGUGGGAACGAAGGGGACGAAGAAGGGACAAGAAAGGAUGGCAUAUUUACCUCUGUGGAUGCAUUGCGCCUUGCACAAAGCUACACCUCGCGGCUGUUUAGAGCAAGUGGAUUUGAGUUUUGCGAUAUAUUGAACGGUGCAACAUUUGACGGGUUGGUGGAGAUUGCUCCAUUGGGUGGAUCGGUGGCUCAAGUCAACCCGACUGAGCAAGAGUUUGUGGAAUUGCUGGAUGGAGUAGCCCGGGAGGCGCAGGAGAGAUUGUCGAACAAAUACCCUGUUUUGAUGGAGAGAGAUGUACAUCGAUACAUUUGUUAUUCUGUCGCAGAAGGCGCAAACUCGUUUGUCAACAUCACCUCCAGUCCUCUGAUACACCGCAUUGAUCCCAUUUCAUACUACUCCUCGCUCAUCCCCGCUAUCAGGCCUUCCUUACCAUCACGUAUUCCCGGCCCGAGGAGAAAAUAUCCACUCGCCUACCUUCUCAUGUUACACGAUAUUGCUACCUUACAACAAGCCCAGCUACUUAUAAAUCAACUAGAUGACGGAUCCGCCAUCUUUCUAAUUCACGUUGAUGCACGUUCGAACAAGCUCCGUACUGCCCUAAAGGACUGGAUAGAACAGCGACAAGCAGAGCGAUUCAAGAAAAAGCUGCAGCCAGACGCAGUGGGCAACUUAUUUAUCGCAAAAACAUCAUAUGAAGGCAUGUGGGGCCAUGCGAGUCUCGUGUGGAUGCAGCUUAGUGGAUAUUGGGAGUUGUUAGACUUGGCCGAUUGGGACUUUGUCAUCAAUCUUUCGGGACACGAUUGGCCGUUGCGAACCAGCACUGAAAUGUAUCGGACGCUGAACAGCUCAGAUCACCAGGGGAAGGAACAUAUCGAGUUUUGGACGGAACCUUCUGAUUCGGCAGGCCGAUUGGUCCGUCCCCAUAUGGGCCGCUCGGACCGACCCGCGGUCGAAUGGUCUCUAUACCAUCCACCGGAUGUGGGACUUUCAUUCUACCCUUUUCCCGCAUGGCGAGCAUGUAAGCAACACCAAUGGAUGAUCCUCACCAGCAACUUUAUAAGAGAUUUGCGAACAAACGUGGACGCGAUGCAUUUACUGGCCUUUAUGGAACAUACGUGGAUCCCAGACGAAUCAUAUUUCUGCAUGGUGAUAGCAAACCACGCUCACUUUUCACAAAAUGUUGUAUACGACAAAAAACGAUACCUCCGUUUCGCGACACAGCAUCCCGUUUCACUCACCUUGGAAGACAAAAGCUAUUUCCCACCCGAAGAUCCACCGGGAACAGAAGCAAAAUACUUUUUUGUGCGUAAAGUCAAUGCAGUUGGAAAUAACACUCUUGUAGACUGGAUAAGAGUCAAUCAUAUCGAUAAACACGAUAUGAGACAGAGACCAGAGUCAAAGGCAGUGGUUGGGGAAAUGAAACCCAUUGGAUAGAAUUACAGUGCUGAGAUAUUUGACUGUCAUAUUCAUAUCUAAUUUAUUAAGAUAUAUUGGAGUGGUGAAAAUAAAGACUGUUUCAAAAACACUAAUUGGAGGGAGCUAGA